Molecule: messenger RNA, 6138 nt
Organism: Anastrepha obliqua
Lineage: Eukaryota; Metazoa; Arthropoda; Insecta; Diptera; Tephritidae
Product: Ig-like and fibronectin type-III domain-containing protein 2
Exons: 16
Coding region: 10-4653 (1547 amino acids)
Molecular function (GO): protein binding
Source: RefSeq, a predicted model, not a curated record
UCGUUAUUAAUGGAAAUAAUGUUUAGGCUGCUGGUGGUACUAACAACAUCAACAUGCUUUUUUUCAACUGUUAAUUCCGGGGUACCAAUUGCAACUGGUGGACCAUCACUGAUCUACGAGGGCAAAGACGCCUUACUUACGUGUGUAGUGUCAGAGAAUCGCGCCAAUCACACUGUGAUAUGGAAGAAAUCCGACGAAAUACUCACAGCCGGUAUGGUGAGAGUGACAAGCGACACACGCAUUAGCGUGUUGCAUGACGAGAGUGAGUGGAAAAAGGAUCCCAAAGGACUCGAGUCCGGUGGUGAGGUGUGGGUGCUGCUUGUAAAGCGACUUACCACUGAGGAUUCGGGUAGUUAUAUAUGUGAGCUGAAUUCAGAGCCAGUGCUGCGUAGUAUACACAUCCUCACAGUUAAACAGCUACCGUCGAACAAUGGCAAUAUCACAACCACAACGGAAUCAAGUGAUGUGUAUCUUGUGCCGCCACCACUCGAUGCCACCGACAAUCGCUCGUUUUGGCGCCCACCUACUGUCGCGCCGCAAAUCACUCAUGAUUUCACCGAGUGUUGUGAGCGCGCCAAUGUCAGUGCCGAAUGCAUGGGUUUUUGCAAUGUGCACAAUAUUAUUGACGGCACGACGGGUAUCGAGCCGGAGGCCUGCGAGAAAAGCUUUCCCAACAUUGUACGCUGCAUGGCUGACGGUCGCAAUCAUGUGCCUUGUUGUGUUGAGAAACAAAUACCCGAUCUGUGUCAGGAUAUGUGCCGCGGUGAGUAUACACCAUUUACGGAUCUCUUGAAGACACGCGUCUCUUGCGUACACCACACGCUUAGUGGUCUACAAUGCAUAUUGCAAGGUGUACAAAAUAUACCCAGUACUCCGACGGGUGUCACCGUCGAUCAUGUCUCCGAGACGCGCGUCUCAGUGCAUUGGUAUGAACCAGAGAAGUUAGCACAUAAGGUCACCUAUUACAGCAUCAAUUUGACGGCUCUGCAUAGCUUCGAUGAGGAUGAAUUGUCCAAUGCAUUUGCGUGGAAAAAGCGUCCGCUAGAGCAGACUAUAAUACGUACUGUGCCCGUUAACCAGACUACACUGACAUUGCAGGAUCUCACGCCACUCACAAUGUACGCAAUAGUGGUGACGGCGCACAAUGAUUACGGGUCGAGUUUACCGAGUGAACGGUUGCGUGUAUUCACCCAUACCAGUGAGGUGUUUGCCCCAACGGGUGGUGGUGAUGCCGAGACAUCUGCUUCGGUGGAAAGCAGCAUGCCAGGGUUGCCCAAUAUACGCAGCUGUUGUGAGGCCAACGGCAUGACACAUCGCAUGUGUCUCGAUAAAAUGUGCGAUCCACAAAAGACCGAUCUCGCCACGCUACCCGAUUUUAUGGUAUGUGCGCCUUGGUCUAAUAUUACCUUCACUUGUUUGGCGAAUAAGAUGGAUCAUACGCCUUGCUGUCGAGCGCGUGGCAUACCGGCUGUCUGCUUCCCAUUGUGCUCGGGUCAGAUCUCAACGUUGGACUUUAGUCUUUUCAAGUGCCUACGCUUUAUGUCCGAGUACAGCAGUUGUCUGUUCCAGGGUUACGGUGUGCUGGCAGACCCGCCUUCGACGAUACGUACGGUGGCUAAAGCGGAUAGCUUUAUUAUUUUAGACUGGGAUAAACCAAAGCGUUUGGCUGAUACGAUUAGCACCUAUCAUGUCAAGUUUAGGCGGCUCGGAGAGGGAGAUGAUUAUCUAACGGUGGUAAAGAAAAAUCCCCCACUCAUUCUGGAAGGUCUCGAACCUGAAGUCUACUAUGAGUUCUAUGUGGUUUCAGUGAAUCAGUAUGGCAAGAGUGAACCCUCACCGCGUCUAAUUACACGUACACAACCCGCCGAAGCUGUGGAUGAACCAGAGCCACGUUACAACAUGACAAAAUGCUGUCAGGCGUCUGGUUUAUUGCCUCAAUGCGCGCCACUCUGCUCGUACAACAUUAAAUUGUCUGAUAUCGAAAAGCUUGGACCGGCGUGUAGAGCGCAAAUGCCUGUCAUUGUGCGGUGCGCUGCCGGUGGACGCGACCAUACACCCUGCUGUCAGCGCCGCGGCGUACCCACCGCUUGCAUGUCCAUUUGUCGUGGCGUCAUGCCACUUGCCGCGAAUGGUGGCGGCAGCAAUAGUGGCGCUUUGAGUGGUAGCAGUUAUAGCGGCAACAACGCCACCACCACCAGCGAUUGUUUGUCCUAUGCAGGCAAUAUCUUGCAGUGCAUCGAAGAAGGCACCGAAAGCAUACCCGGCCCCGCUGAAGAUGUCCGUGCCACUUCGGUAACAAAUACCACAAUUAGCUUGGCCUGGCGGCAACCCGGUUACGAGGCGAGCGCUUCUGCACCCACAACUGCAGUCAAUGAAGAAAAUUCCAAUAGCGACAGCAACAACAAGACCAAUUCCGCCACUAGCAACGCGAACAAUAGUGACAACAUCAACUCCUCUGCCACUAAUGGCAUUGCCACGGCCAGUGAUGCGCCCACAGCUAGCACUGCUGAUGAUGAUAUCGAUUUUAUCGUGCAAUAUGGCAAAGUCAAUAACAUGACCCUCUACGAGACGGUGGCAAAACUGGAAAAUGAAUUAACCACAAACGAGACCAGCAUUGCGCUGACGAAUUUGGAGCCGCACGCAUUGUAUCGGAUUAUGGUGGUGACGCGCGGACGAUUUGGCACAGCGUUGCCAUCUUCAAUGUUGCUGAUCAAUACGACCGACGAUGAGAAUGCUAAAUUCAGCAAUAAUACCUUUGGCGCCCCCUCGCCACCGCAUUCGCUAUCGAUUACAUCACAUAGCGCGACCUGGAUGCAACUGACUUGGCAGCCACCAGAGUAUUCGCAUCCACAUGAGAAGAUUACCUACAGAAUCUACCACAAACCAAUGAAAUCGGACAAGUUCAACAAAAUCGAGACUAAAGUUGCAUGGCUGCGUAUGAGCAACCUGAAACCCAGCUCCCAACAUAUACUCUACGUUGAAGCUAUAGGUGAGCACGCAACUUCUCUGCCCUCCGAGACGCUUGUGGCAUGGACCGAUCCAGCUUUGCCUGCCUUUGUUGAUCCACCCACUGUUCAUCCGGCAGACAAUAUACCAGAAGGUGGUUCAAUGACUAUACUCUGCUUGGCUCUGGGCAAUCCAGCGCCCACCAUUUCACUCUACGUUGGUGGUCAUUUGGUGCGUCAAGACACUUCAAGGCACAUGGUCACCGUUAUACACAAUGUCAGCGCCGAUAUGGAGCAUAUCUCCUGCUAUGCAGACAAUGGCUAUGGUGUGCCCAUGCAGGCCGCAAGAAGAGUCAAUAUUUGCUAUGCACCCAAAAUUACUGCUGCGGGCAUUACUGUCGCUUCGUUGGGCGAUGAAGUCGAGCUGCGCUGCGCAGUCGACGCGAAACCUACACCAAAGACUAUUUUCUGGCGUGAUCACGACGGCCGCGUACCAGUCAUACAGGAUGGCCACUUUGAUAUCUCCACUAAAAUGAAUGAAUCGCAUCCCAAUUUGUAUACAAUGUCACUGCGCAUCAGCAAAAUGCAGGCAGUCGAUGUCGGUGACUAUUUCUGUCAUGCCGAGAAUGCGUUCGGCUCCUCAACGACGCCCGUUUCCGUACGUAUACGUACCACACCUGCGCUUGGGCGCAACGUCUCCGAAUGCUGUCGUCAAAUGAACGUUUCGCUGGCCUGCCGUGCCGCCUGUAGUUACUAUGUGGACAUUGAAGCCAUCGCCGAUAAGCCGGAGUGUAUUGUGGACUUUGAUAAGCUGAUGAAAUGUGCCGCAGACGGUUCGGAUCAUCGUAGUUGCUGUGCCGAUGCGAAUAUACCACGAAAAUGUUUGAAUUGGUGUCGUGGUGAUACGGUGAGAUCGAAGGAGAUCUGCAGUUUACAGUAUGCGCGCACGAUCGUUGGCUGCUUUGAGAUGAACAGAGAUAAACUGCCCGGACCGCCGGAGAAUAUUGCAAUCAGCGUAGUGUCCGAUAGUGAAGUGAUGAUUAGCUGGGAUCCACCACAAAAGAACCCCAAUGUUGUCGAGGGUUAUCGGAUAUUUUAUCACGAGGCAGCCAUACUCUCACCCGACUCCAGUGAGUCUAGCGGCGAUGGCAUGGGCUAUAAUGUGACAAACAUACAAAAUACGACCGAAAUAAGGCGCAUCGAUGUGAAGGAGCCCACGGUGAAUAUUGAUGGCUUGAAGAAGGAUGUACUGUACGAGUUGGUGGUGAAAGCUGGCAAUUCCUUUGGCGCCAGCGUACUCACCGAUCCAGUGAAAUUCACACUCGGCGAUCAUCAUGUCACCUCGGCGACAACAUAUUCGAAUGCUGUCGGCACCAUCAGUGGCAUUGUGGCGAGCAUUUUGGCUGUUCUACUAGCUGCAGCAGCCAUUGUAUUCUAUCGGCGUCAUCGUGCACAUAACGGUAAGGCCGGCAAUGGUGUGGCAUUCGAGAAUCCAACGUACACGCGAGGGCUGGAGCAAGUGCAGCUGCCCACAGUGACAUCUGCUAUUACGCAUGCGGGUUCCACCACCCAGCCAGCACAGCGUGAGGGAAUUGUUAACGAUGCAAACGCAGACGCGCACACCCAAUGCAACGAAGUAAAUCCGACAAUUUAUGAAGAGCUCAAACUUGGCCAAGAAGGUGCUGGAUUCAAGAAACUUGUGCCAUAAAUGCCAAAAUGUGCAAUAAAAGUCAAACACGCACACACACACACUUAGACAAAAAAUAGGAAAAAAACAAAAACACACAGACACACAGAAAAACGAAUAAAACCACUUAACGUAAACUAGAGUAAACAAUAUGACACAAGCUAGAUAAAAACGCUUAGCUAACGGUGCAAGCAACAGUUAGCUAACGCAUGCAAAAAUUAUAUCAGCUAACACACACAGGCACACGCAUACAGACAGGAACCUAAUGAUAUAAACAAAGACCACACUUAUGCACGCACACACACACACACACACACAAUAUACAUUUGUAGUUAGCAUCUGUUGGUAUUUGUAUUUGUAUUGUAGUUGUAUGACGCUCGCACACUUCGGCGUAUACGUAACUUUUACUAUGUAGAAAAAAUAUUAAAAAUACAAAUAAAUGAACGAAAACCAUUAAAUGCUGCAACAAAUUGUGAGACAUUAAAGCACAAAAAUUUUAUUUAAGCCUAAAUUCAUAAAAAUUAAAAUAAAUAAGUUUGAGAUACUUUAAAAAUCGAAACUUUAUAUGACAAAUCAUAUAUGUAGCCUAUUUGCAUCUAACACAGCAGCUUACGUUAACUCCAUCGCCAGUCGAUUCUCUGUUACCGAAACACCCCGUUUAUACAUCGAUCAAUGACUGAAACGUGCCAAAAUUCCAUGGACAAUGUUUCAUGCUGCUACAAAAACAACAAACACAGCUAACAGCUUACGCUUGAAUACCGUUAUAUGUGUUUUUGAUCUGUUUCAAAUCGUGUAAGCUCUCGUUCCGUAUAGAAUUAACCGAACAGUGCUGGGCUAACAGAAAAUAUUAAGUUAACAGCCAUACUGCAUAGUGAUAGCUGUAAUAUAGUUAUUAACAUUUUCUACAACCUGCUUUCAGGCGGUGCUGGCUAACUGCACAAACAAAAGUGAGAGCGUAAAAUAAGUGUUGUGUGGUGAAUAUUUCGAACAGCACGGAAAAUAGUCAUUUCCUUUAUAUUUAGCUAAAUAAAUAUUUUUCAUAAUAAAUGAAAUUAAUAUUUUCACUACUUGGAUAUACAAAAAAAAAAAAAAAAAUUUGGAAUGGCAAAUCCAAAGCAAGAAAUUUCUACUAUGAUCUUCAGUACAUAGAAAUACAGAUAGCUCUGAUAGCCAACUGUUGACGGCGAGUCUCAAAUGUAAACAAAAUUCAGCUGUUUGGGCUAAGCAAAUUGCGCUGUAAAUGCUCGAUGUUUCCAUAACUUCACAGCGCUUUUAAUUGCAGUUGAGUGUUUGGUUGAAAUAGACUAUUUUUUCAUGGAGUACACAAAAACCAUUUUAAUUUUUAUGAACAGGCCUGUUGCAGCAUAAGAAUUUUACAAAGAACAAAAAUCACGAAAAAUAUUGUAGCCUAGCUUUAAAACUGCAGACAAAAUUUAAAAAUGAAGAAAUAUAAAAUUUAGAAAUGAAAAAAUAAAAAAUUUAAAAUAAAAAAAUAUAAAAUAAAAA